GGCGAGCGGAAGUGAAGGUUCGCCGACGGCAAUCUCUCAGAUAAUUGGAGGAACAAAAGUGAGAAAGAGAAAGAGAAAUGGGAGACCUGUACGCUUUAGACUUCGACGGAGUUCUCUGCGACAGCUGCGGUGAGAGCUCUCUUUCCGCCGUCAAGGCUGCGAAGGUGAGAUGGCCGGGUUUAUUUGACGGAGUGGAUUCGGCGACGGAGGACUGGAUUGUCGAUCAGAUGUACACAGUGCGGCCUGUGGUGGAAACUGGCUACGAAAAUGUGCUACUUGUCAGGUUGUUGUUGGAGAUGAGAGUGCCUUCCAUUCGAAAGUCCUCGGUUGCAGAGGGACUUACCAUUGAGGGGAUAUUGGAGAACUGGUCAAAGCUAAAACCAGUCAUUAUGGAAGAAUUGGGUGAGAACAGGGAUGCUCUAGUUGAUCUUUUUGGAAAGGUUAGGGAUGAAUGGAUGGAUAAGGACUUGGCAACUUGGAUUCGUGCUAAUAGGUUUUAUCCAGGAGUUCCUGAUGCACUGAAAUUUGCAAGCUCAAGGAUAUAUAUAGUCACCACAAAACAGAGCCGGUUUGCAGAUGCUCUACUGCGAGAGCUAGCAGGAGUAACAAUACCCCCUGAAAGGAUAUAUGGUUUGGGAACUGGGCCCAAGGUGGAAGUGCUGAAGCAACUUCAGAAAAGGCCAGAACACCAGGGGCUGAAACUACACUUUGUAGAAGAUAGACUUGCAACUCUAAAGAACGUCAUUAAAGAUUCAGAACUGGAUGGAUGGAAUUUGUAUCUAGGGGACUGGGGUUACAACACUCGGAAAGAGAGGGAAGAAGCAGCAAACAUUCCCAGGAUUCAACUACUUCAGCUCUCUGACUUCAGUAAGAAGCUUAAAUAAUCAUUGGUUUCCCUCCUUCGACUUCCGGUAUUGAUAUCCAAACCAGUUAUUGAUGCAGAUGAUAUCUUUAAUUGUUAUUCACGUAUGAUUAAAGCAAGAAAUCGUUUCUUUCCAGUUAAUGAGAAACUGAUGUACUCUGCUAUUAGAAGCUUUGCUAGUGAAGUUACUAAAACAUUUUCUGGUACUCCACUACUCGGUUCACGGUCAUAGAUGAGUGAAUGUAUGACACUGGAAUUAACUGAAUUUGAACAUGGAUAUUGGAUUCAAUUCAUUGACAUUUAAUAGUCCAUUUGCUGGUGAGCUGGUUAGAUUUGGUUGAAGUAGAACUUGCAUUAAUAAAUUUAGCAACUGUAG
Messenger RNA from Rubroshorea leprosula, 1238 nucleotides. The record is from the annotation of a GenBank genome assembly. Lineage: Eukaryota; Viridiplantae; Streptophyta; Magnoliopsida; Malvales; Dipterocarpaceae.